Molecule: messenger RNA, 2185 nt
Organism: Gracilinanus agilis (Agile Gracile Mouse Opossum)
Lineage: Eukaryota; Metazoa; Chordata; Mammalia; Didelphimorphia; Didelphidae
Product: neuron navigator 1-like
Exons: 5
Biological process (GO): neurogenesis; neuron migration; microtubule bundle formation
Cellular component (GO): axon initial segment; microtubule cytoskeleton
Source: RefSeq, a predicted model, not a curated record
CUGGGAUGAGAGCAGCAGUAUCAGCAGCGGGCUCAGCGAUGCCUCGGACAACCUCAGUUCUGAAGAGUUCAACGCCAGCUCCUCCCUCAAUUCCCUCCCCACCACCCCCACCGCUUCUCGAAGGAACUCAACUGUAGUGUUACGCACAGACUCAGAAAAGCGAUCCCUGGUGGAGAGUGGGCUAAGCUGGUUCAGUGAGUCAGAGGAGAAAGCCCCGAAGAAACUGGAAUACGAUAGUGGCAGCCUUAAGAUGGAGCCUGGGACCUCCAAGUGGAGGCGCGAACGACCAGAGAGCUGUGAUGAGACCUCUAAGGGUGGAGAGCUGAAGAAACCUAUCAGCCUAGGACCCCCAGGGUCCCUGAAGAAGGGCAAGACCCCUCCAGUGGCUGUCACCUCACCCAUCACCCACACAGCCCAGAGUGCCCUCAAAGUAGCAGGAAAACCUGAAGGGAAGGCCACAGACAAGGGCAAACUCUCAGUGAAGAAUACUGGACUGCAGCGCUCUUCUUCAGAUGCUGGCCGGGACCGCCUCGCAGAUGCCAAGAAGCCCCCCUCAGGCAUUGCCCGACCCUCCACCUCAGGCUCCUUUGGCUACAAGAAGCCUCCCCCAGCCACAGGCACAGCCACUGUCAUGCAGGCAGGUGGUUCGGCCACCCUAAGUAAGAUCCAGAAGUCAUCAGGCAUCCCAGUCAAGCCAGUGAAUGGGCGUAAGACCAGCCUGGAUGUCUCCAAUACCGCCGAGCCCGGAUUCAUGGCUCCUGGGGCCCGUACCAACAUCCAAUACCGCAGUCUGCCCCGACCAGCCAAGUCCAGCUCCAUGAGUGUGACAGGCAGGGGCGGACCACGUCCCGUGAGUAGCAGCAUCGAUCCCAGUCUCCUCAGUACCAAGCAAGGUGGUCUCUCAACCUCAAGGCUGAAGGAACCUUCCAAGGUUGCUGGGGGUCGGACUACUCCUGCCCCAGUAAACCAGACAGACAGGGAAAAGGAGAAAGCCAAAGCCAAGGCAGUGGCCCUGGACCCUGACAAUGUUUCCUUGAAGAGCAUCGGCUCACCAGAGAGCACCCCUAAGAAUCAAGGGAGCCACCCUCCAGCUGCCAAGAUUGCAGAGCUGCCACCAACCCCACUCAGGGCCACAUCCAAGAGCUUUGUUAAGCCUCCCUCUUUGGCCAACUUGGACAAGGUCAACUCCAACAGUCUGGACCUACCAACCUCCAGUGAAGUCCAUGCCCCUAAGAUCCCGGAUCUGCAUCCUCCAAGCUCAGCAGCGGGUGGUCCUCUCCCCACUUGCUUUGCUCCCAGCCCAGCACCCAUCCUCAACAUUAACUCAGCCAGCUUCUCUCAGGGCCUGGAGCUUAUGAGCGGCUUCAACGUCCCCAAGGAACCCCGCAUGUACCCUAAGCUCUCUGGCUUGCACAGAAGUAUGGAGUCACUACAGAUGCCAAUGAGCCUGCCCAGUGCCUUCCCCAGCAGUACCCCUGCCCCCACCACACCUGUACCCCCUGCUGCACCCCCAGAGGAAGAAGCAGGGGAGCUGACUUGGAGUGGGAGCCCAAGAGCCGGGCAGUUGGAAAGUAAUCAGCGAGAUCGGAACACGCUUCCCAAGAAGGGGCUCAGGUAACCCCAGACAUGAUUUUCUCUUUUCUUCUCCUAAGGCCCUUUUGCCUUCAUUCCUAACAGUUCCUUUCAUUCUCCCUCCCCUACCUUUGCUAGUUUAGUGACCCAAUGUCUAGGCAACACAUGAGUUAUGAGUCAGCCCUAUAUAAAGUAAGUAAGAGAAAAAAACGAGUUUCUGCAGGAAAACAGUGAUUUGCACUUAGUAGGUGACUAAUAAAUGUUUAUCAUGUUAAAUUGGAACAAUAAACACACCCUUCUGCCUUAUUCCAUCUCAUGUUAUUCUGGGAGAAUUGUAUCUUUGGAAAUCCCUUCUCCUUAGACCCUGUGAACAAGGAAAACAUUCAACUAUCAGGCAUAAUUUAGAUAGCCUUAAAAGAGCAUCUUAUGUUACCAAAGCCAUUGCAGAUCUGCUGGUGAGCCAGUAGUUAUAGCCAUAGAGUUAUCUAGUCUGAAGUGGCAUGUUUUGGUGGGAAAAAAAUAUUGGAUUUACAAUUGGGAAACAUGAGCUUCAGUUUCCAUUUCCACAAAAUGAGAAUAGUAUUCUAACUAACCUCCAAGGCUGUUGUGAGGA